Molecule: messenger RNA, 1003 nt
Organism: Mollisia scopiformis
Lineage: Eukaryota; Fungi; Ascomycota; Leotiomycetes; Helotiales; Mollisiaceae
Exons: 2
Coding region: 177-776 (199 amino acids)
Source: RefSeq, a predicted model, not a curated record
UGCAGCUUUUGUACAGAUUCAAAGACGAGGAGUUAGCUCGCCUUCGCGAAGCGCAACAACCUCCCAGGUGAUUCAUGGACUUGAAUCUUCUCUUCGCUCUCAAGGUAUUAGCCGUAUCCUCGAAACUCUGAGCUCCCGUAUUGUAAUCAUAUACGUCCUUCGCUUCCGUGUCCAGGAUGCUUUCUAUCCUUCGCCAGUCGGCGCUGCCACACAUCUCGAGAAGCCGGAUUCGUUGCCUUCCCACCGAGCUUCGCAGAUCCAGUAGUCUACUCGUCAGCAUACGUUCGCCAGUCUUGAUGCCAUCAUCUUCUUCUUGUGUGUCACCAUCCGCCCAAAUGAGCUUCCCGACGUCGACCAAGCGACUUGGUGCCCCGAGACUGCCGUCCUCAUUCCCACCUACUUCCCCACCUCCGAAAGUAGUCCCAACAGUAUUCGCUGGUGUUGGAGGUGUGACAAGCACUGUCGCCGUGUGCGCUAUUAUUUGGGUUUGCUGGAAGGUUAUUGUUACACCAAUAGUCAUAAUACUUACAUUAGUCAUAACGAGUUUUCUGGGUCUUGCAAUUAUCUUGCCCAGCUUGAUUUUGUUGGCAGGACCUAGCGAGCAAGAGAGGCGCGCGUCCGAACCUCGAAAGGCCAGAAAGGAUACUGAAAAGCGAUACCGGGAGUUUGUCUACAGGACGAAGCUACCUAGGAAAACCAAGAGGAUCCUUCGGAAGGUGGAUAGCGCGAUGUCUCUGUUCUGCCACGAUGAGCUUAGGGCGGAACAGAGAAGUUGAGCGAUAUAAGAGAUGGUGACUACUCUUCGCUUAUCCUUUACUGUACAGUAAAUUAUCAAAAAUCACAUUCUUAGGACAGUUUUUCAUUUGAUGGCUGGACUGAUUUCGUAGACAACAUCUUAUCUUCCUGGUUCUUCCUUCUCUUCAACUAUUGUUACAUCAUGUUAAAAAAAAUCUUCGACCUCGACAGUUUCUCCGUCCAGCUGCAACGUUCAGCCAUACAAGAC